Topomyia yanbarensis is the source of this 6310-nucleotide messenger RNA. RefSeq lists its product as uncharacterized. The transcript is spliced from 3 exons. The record is from RefSeq and is a predicted model, not a curated record. Gene Ontology annotation, biological process: protein targeting; protein import. Gene Ontology annotation, cellular component: membrane. Lineage: Eukaryota; Metazoa; Arthropoda; Insecta; Diptera; Culicidae. The coding region runs from base 437 to 6271 and encodes 1944 amino acids. Gene Ontology annotation, molecular function: ABC-type protein transporter activity; ATP binding.
CUGCAUUUUAUGUUGUUUAUGUACCAUUGCAGGGAGAGACCUGAGGUAGCCUUAUUCCUUCCCAAGUAUGAGUGAGUAUGUGCGGUACUCUCUAUAUACCGAUGUUGUUUUAUGCUGUCUCAGCGAAAAGGAAAACGCCAUUAUAGUAGAUAGCUCUUGAUAGGAUUGAAGUGUACUCCGGAUGUCCCCUGUUAAGUUCUGUUAAAAAUAGUAAAACGUAUGGAUUUGUUUUUCGAAACAAAAGUCAAGAAUCAAAUAUAGUAUUUGCUGAGUAAUGUCAAUAAUUCUAUCGAUUGAGAUAAGUGUUGAAGAAUAGUGAUUGGGUCUAGUGUAAUGUUUUGAUUUGGAAACUAACAGACGAAGUUAAAAAUCUGUCCAGUGACCAACUAUCAAUCAACCCAAGAUCAACGUGAAAUCUGUCAUCGAAUCAUACAAAAUGGCACUGGGCUAUGAAAUUGAACCUGUUCGGUCAGCUCGCAGCAAUUCGGAAUCGGACUACGAUAUGGUAUCGGAUGCCGGCUCGAUUGAAAUAAUCAACGAGGGGACCGGCGAUGAGUUGAUAUCCGGCGAAACUGUGCCUUUGGCAAGCAGCAGUCGUGUUUCCGUUGCUGAUAGUAGUGGAGCAGAGUUAAACCUGGACGCAACAUCUCCCCUGGAUGCCGUUCAAACCGAGGACGAGCAUAAGGACGAACCAAGUGAGCAAAGUGCAAACGAAAAUGGCGAACAGAUGCAAUCUUUGCCGGAGGUGGUCGAGCAAGAAAAUAGCGAAAUGGAUGAAUUUUCUUCUUACGAGAUUGUUGCUAAAGAUUCGGCUAGUCCGUCCGAUGCAGGAUACUCGUCAGAAGAACAGUCAAUGCCAAUCGCAGACCAAAGACCCGCCGAUAUCUGUUGCAGGCUACCUGAUACCGCCAUGUCUCGCUCAUGUGAAAUAGCAGGCGAGCAAACACAUUCAAACUCACAGAGCGAACAAGAUAACGAUCAGCUGAACAAGCAGGCUCAGCCAAACGAGGCUCAUUCGAUCGCAGUCACGAUUGGCAUCGACAGAGAGGUUAAUGAAAAAUCUAAUAGUUUGGCCAACUGCGAUGCCGUGACGAACGGUGAAGCCGAAGGAUCAUCCAAGCAGUUUGUUAAUGACGAAUCGGACACAAAGGAUAAUUUGGACGAUCAGAAGAAGGUGGGUCAUAUGCAAACAGAGCAAGCUGCUAUCGAGGAGCCUACUGAGGCAGUGGAGAAGAUACUGGCCACACUGAGUUUGGUUGGAGCAACGGAGAGAAGUGAAAAGCCCAUCAGCGAUACUAAGAUGAACGGUUCAGCCGUUGAACCACCCCAGCAGUCUGAAAUUGAUGAGUUAGGGGUAAAAGAUGAUCUGGAAGAGCAGAGAAUAAUUGCUUCACUCGUGGCCCAAUGGUUGGCCACAGAAAGUUUUGACGAUGAUGAUAGUGAUAUGAUGAUGGAACGAGCUCUCGCCGAACAGGUUGCUGAAAUAGAGGAGGAAGCAACAUUGGAUUUGGUUGAAAAAACGGAUGAAAAGCCCAAAAGCGAUACCAAGAUGAACGGAGCAGGCGUUGAACCACCCCAGCAGUCUGAAAUUGAUGAGUUAGGGGUAAAAGAUGAUUUGGAAGAGCAGAAAAUAAUUGCUUCACUCGCGGCCCAAGGGUUGGCCACACAGAGUUUUGACGAUGAUGAUAGUGAUAUGAUGAUGGAACGAGCUUUCGCCGAACAGGUUGCUGAAAUAGAGGAGGAAGAUCAGACAACAUUGGAUUUGGUUGAAAAAACUGAGAGCAGUGAAAAGCCCAGCAGCGAUACCAAGAUGAACGGAUCAGGUGUUGAACAACCCCAGACAUCUGACAUUGAGGAAAUCGGUGUGACGGUAAAUUUGGGCGAGCGGAAAAUGAAUGUUUCAAUCGUGGAAGAAUGGUUGGACACUUAUACUGAUAACGAUCAGGAUAUGCUAAUGGAGCGAGCUGUUGAGGUAGAAGAGGAAGAGCUGCCAACACUGCAUUCCGUAGGUAAAUUCUUUUACGGGGGUGAACAAAUAAAAUUGAAAUAUCCGUCGCCGAUGAGAGUCGACCAGCUUGGCCUUUCCGCUCGAAUUACGUAUGAGAACCUUAGGAUUAAAUUACAUAACGAAGGCAGUCUGAUGUCUGCGGAUGACAACUUUUUGGCAAAAGUUGAGCUAGUUGCCCUGGAGCUGCUCGAAGAUACGUUAGACUUCUUCGAGGCAAAAGAAGUAUUACUGCAGAAUCUUCGGAUCGUGAAAGUCCUACAGGAUGAUUUGACGGCCGGUCGAUCAUCCCAUCAAGCAGCAUUCCUUGCCGAUGUCAAACAAGCACUGACCAUAUCAACGGUUGACGAUCAGUUCGCGUUGAAUUGUAUUCAAUUGUCCAACAUUUUGUCGGCUGCACCACUGCCACGCCUAAACCGUGAAAGGUUGUGCCAUGAAAUUGCCAAUAAUUCAGUGAUAUCCCAUGACUUGAAACAAUCAGCUGGAGCUUUGAAUGCAGCGGAAAAUACGGUUCUUUGUAGGAAUCGAUUAUUGGCCCGCUUUGGAUUUCCGCAGACAGAUCCAUCGGAUACGAACCUGCUUAAAGGUGUGAAACAGAUGCUGGACUUAACUUUUGCAAACUACAACAACAUGUUGCUGGAGAAAGCGCCGAAGCACCUUCACGAUUCUAUCCAAAGAAUGAGCAAACGGCGAAUUUUGCUUAUCCGGAAUAAUGAUAUAAAAUUGUUCACGGAUUUGUGCGCGACCCUGAACGAGGACAUUUUCCAAAUGCCGUUGAUUGAUCUCGGUAACCGAUGGAUUGCUAACGUUACUGCGAUCAACGUCAAGAAAACGAGGCACAUUGCGCCUCAAACCAAUCCGAUUUACUUCUUUUUGUGCAAAAGUUUGGAAGAGCUAAUUUUCGAGAUUAGUGGCCGGACCGAUCAUCUUCCGAAAGAUCUACUGACCAGUGACAGUUCCGGGUGGCAUCCGAUUAAGAAGAUCAACUGGAAGUCGGUGAGUGCGCUCACAAAAUGUCUCGAACGGGAAUACUAUUUCCUGUUCAAGUUGCUGAAACAUUUUGAACUAGGUGCUAGCGCUAGCCAGAAACUGUUCGAAUAUAAGGUGAAACUUUUCGAAGGACCAACACAAAAACCUAUGUGGAAAAGGGUUGUGGUAGGCACCAAAAAGUUGUUCGGGAUCAACGAAACAAUCGGAAACUCUCUGAACAUUGCCGAUGAGUUCUACGUGUGGUACUGUCUGCUGGAUGAUGUUCUCGCCCAUGCUCUCCCCGAUGAUUGCCAGUUGGACUGUUUCGGAACCAUCAUCCAAAGUUACGUCGAUUUUCUUCGUGGAGUCGGUCACGAUCAGUUGGAGACUUUGCGAGUGAUCACCCACAACACGGCUCGCUUUGUCGUUCAAACAAUGCCGUAUGUCACACUGAAAGACAGCUCAUUGAUCGAUAGACAGAUCUUACAGAAACAGUUGGAUCUGAUCAACUCGAAGGCUACCAGCAAAACUUUAUCUUCAAACCAUUUCCGCGAUCUGGUUGAUGUCUUCAAUAGCUACUGGAAGAACAGAGAAGAUAUCAUUUCUACUAUCCCUUCCAAGAUCCAGCUACCGGAAAUGACAUCUCUGCGGGAUCGUUUGUUGGAGAUCGUUUUGGUAGCAUUGGAGAAGAAUGUUUCCGCAGAGGACAUGGUUACCUUCUUCCGAGCGUACAGCGAUUUACUGGUUGAUCUGAACGAUGUCCAGUUCGACUGGUUUGUGAAAAUGACCACCUCAGAUAAUCAAACUAAAUCGUUUGUGGAUUUGGAUCUCAUCAAACCCGUUGAGAACAAAUGGAGUAACACGGCAAAUGUGACGUAUUGUGUCAUCAAUCCGGAGAAGUAUUCCAAAUUAUGGCGGAUAAUAUUCGACAAUAUUGCUCCUUCGAAGCAUUAUGUGAUUGAAGUUUUAUCAAGUCUGCUAUCGUUCAUUAAUCUUCAACUUAACAAAGCUCAAUGGAAAUCAGGUGAAAUGCUUUCACAAACCACGCAGAUCUGCACCACAAACGAAUUGAUCUUUGCUGUGCGCAACUCUUUUCUGUAUCUACUGGAACAACCGGAGUACGUUUCUUUCGAACUGUUUUACGACGAACGAGUCAAACCCUUUGCGAGCGCCAUGGACAACAGCAGAUCUCAUCGGGAUUUCACCAAUCGAAUCUAUCUUAUCAAGGAGUCUUUCUGGUACAUCCGUAAGCAGAACGAAAUGGACGUCGAUGGGGCGUUGGAGCUCUUUCGCGAGUUGAACAACGCUACGGAGGAUCAAUUGCUGCGGAAGGCCUAUCAGCAGUACUGCCAGAGUUUCCAGCAGUUUAUGCAACUAACCGAAGAAGAACACACCGAGAAAGCAAGAAAGAUCGCCGACGAGGUCUCAAUACUCGCCACUAAAGCACCGUUCAAACAAUGGACCGACACCUACAAGCAGGAAAAACUUCCGGAGAUCCUAGCCGGACUGGCGGCUGUGUGGUCCGUCCUGGUCUCGAAAGACGUCUCCGGUACGGGAAAGUACCUAACUCCGCACUGUAUUCAGAUCCUGUGCAUUCUGAGACUGCUGAGUGUGGAUCGCGCAGAGGAGGGAGUUACGAAGCAUCUGUCGCAGGUACUAACCGGUCAAGGCAAAUCUCUAGUGCUGGGACUGACUGCUGGUCUGUUUGCCCUGACGGGCCACAAACCUCGGAUCGUUUGCUACAAUCACUAUCUGGUGGAAAGGGACGAGUCUGAUUUCAAACAAUUCUACGCCAUCUUCAAUAUCAACAACAUUAUCACCUACAGCACGUACGAUGCGAUGGCCAACGAGCUAAUCGCUCCCAUCGUCGAUGGACGCCGGAUGGGAUUGAGAGACUUGAUGUCGGUUAUGUUGUUGAAGGAUGCUGCUCCUGUCCGUAGUAAGUUUGUUUCCGAGGACUGUGCCAGCUCGGUUUUGCUGAUCGAUGAGGUGGAUGUGUUUUUCACCAAAGAAUACUAUGGUGGUGUCUAUUGCCCCGUAAAUCGACUUAUGCUGCCAGGGCUGGAUAAAAUUCAAGAGAAAAUUUGGAGUAUUGUGAUUGGGAAUCCCUUGCUAACAUACGGUUCAAUUGAACAAAGCAUAUCUGAUUACAUCAAAUCACCUCAAAUGGCCGCACAAAAUGAUUUUCAUAAAUUCUUAGCUUCGACGAAAUCCUACGAUCUAUUGAUUUAUAAAGAAGGAAAGGUUUUGACGGAAAGAUUCACCAAUCGUAGCUUGUUUGAAAAUCAUCUUCGUCAGAUGAUCGCAUGCGCUAUCGAUGUUGUAAGCUCUCCGGCAGAUCGAUGGAUGGAUUACAAACUCAGCAAUACAGGAACCAUUCUACACAAGUACCGAGGCCAAUUCGUGAACUACAACGUAAACAGUUACUAUAUGGUAUUCAAUUAUUUCCGUUUACGUAAGUCUGAUUUUUCCAUUAGAGUAGCCUUGGAAGUUAACUACGGUUACCUUAAUCUGGACUGCGGUUCUAUUUCCUACGCAAUGCUACCACAAAGAUAUCCUCUUAUACUGGGAGUUACCGGCACACUGACCUCGCUUAACCAACACGAAAAGACCUGCAUCAGGGAUUUGUACGAUAUCCGUGAUUUAUCCGCCAUGCCAACCUUUUUCGGCUGUUCCAAUCUACGGUUCGACCCGGUUAGUGACUUCCAACAACUGCCGAGCCAAUCGGAAUGGUUGAAUGCCAUCUUCAGUCGAGCAAAUGCAGUGCUCGGAGCCAAACGGUCAGUUCUGGUGUUUUUCGAGAGCGAUUUACAGUUGAAUCAGUUCCAUGCGGAAUACUCUGGCCAAUUCGAUCGGUUGAAUAUUCUGACGGAGAACACCGAUGCAAAGCAAACGCAGCAGUUCAUUGAUGAGGCGGGUGUCGCCAAGACCAUCACCCUGGCAACUCGUGGCAUGGGAAGAGGCGUCGAUUACAAGUCCAGCGUUUCCAUCGAAAAGCACGGAGGAUUGCACGUAAUUCAAACGUUCUUCUCGUUGGAUGUAAAGGAAGAAGUACAGAUCAAAGGCCGCACCGCCCGCAAGGACAACCGGGGAAGUUACGAACUGAUCGUUUGUCAGGGUGAUCUGGAGAAGAUCGGCUUGCUCUGGAAGGUCUGUCAAGUAAACUACUACCAGCUCGAUGGAGCCAGACAAGAUUUAGCAUUGAAAGAGAACGAGCGAAUCUUAGAUGCCAUUGUCAGGCGAACGAAUGAUCACGAUGUGACGAUGCAGUACAUGAAAACAUUUUUUACUAAUUAAGGAUUUUUUAAAUAACAUUUACCAUUAACUAACCAUACA